AUGAAGAGAUCACUAAGAUCAAUAAAAACUUUAGGUGUAAAUUAUUUUAUGAAAUAUGAAAGAAUAUACCACAGCAGUAAUAAUAAUACAUAUGAUGAAAAAGAGAAAACUUUUUUUGAUGAGCAAGAUAAAGAAUGGUGGAAUGAGAAUUAUGAUAAUGAAAAUAAUACAGAAGAAAAUAAGACAUGUAUAAAAAGAAGAUGGAAUAAUAUAUUUGAUGAGAUAAUUGGUAGAAAUAUAUAUAGUUUACAUGAUUAUAAUAAGAAACGGUUUGAUUUUAUUUUUAAAAAUUAUGAAUUUUUAUAUUACAAAGAUAUAAAAGACAACAUGAAUAAAAAAGAGAUUAAUAUUUUAGAUAUAGGAUGUGGUGGAGGUAUUUUAUGUGAAUAUAUAGAAAAAAAUAUUUUUUAUUUUUUAUUAAAAAAUGUUCAUAAUAUUGAUUUAAUAAAGGAUAUAAAAAUAAAUAUUGAUGGUAUUGAUAUAUCAGAAAAAUUAAUAAAUGUAGCUAAAAAAAGACAACAAAUAAAUAGAAAUACAUAUAAACAAUUACAUAUCAAUCUUAAUUAUAUUAAUUGUGAUUUAAGUGAAUAUGUUAAUAUUCAUAAUAAUAAUAAAUUUAAAAAAAUAUAUGAUAUAAUUAUAUCUUCUGAGGUUAUUGAGCAUGUCCCAAAUAACAAAAAAAAUAUAUUUGUAAGUUAUAUCAAUCAAUUAUGCACAAAAAAUACACUAGUUGUUUUUACAACAAUAAAUAAAAAUUUCCUUGCUUAUUUAUAUACAAUAAUGUUGGCUGAAAAUAUAUUCCGCAUGAUGAAGAAGGGGACACAUGACUACGACAAAUAUAUUGAUAAUGAAGAGCUUGAUAAACUCUGCAAGGAAAAUAAUUUAUAUAAUAUAAAAACGGAACAUGUAAUAUACCUUCCUUUUUUUAGAAAUUAUUUCCAGACAUAUAAAUUAAAUCUUUUAUAUCUUUCAUCUUUUGUUUAUUCUGAAAAUAAUCUCUAA
Molecule: messenger RNA, 1002 nt
Organism: Plasmodium adleri (nom. inval.)
Lineage: Eukaryota; Apicomplexa; Aconoidasida; Haemosporida; Plasmodiidae
Product: 3-demethylubiquinone-9 3-methyltransferase, putative
Exons: 2
Coding region: 1-1002 (333 amino acids)
Biological process (GO): ubiquinone biosynthetic process
Molecular function (GO): 2-methoxy-6-polyprenyl-1,4-benzoquinol methyltransferase activity
Source: RefSeq, a predicted model, not a curated record